GGUGAUUAAACAGGUUUAAUAUCCACAAUAUAACAUAGGCUAAGUUUUUUUUCGUUUGUUUGUUUAUUAGUUUUUGUUGUUUAAAGUCACGUGUCGGUGGCGGCAUUAUUAUAAGACCUCUCAUAAUAUAUCCAUGGUGGCGGCAUGUACCUUUAACGUUGGUUUGUAGUCCGCCAGUAAAACCAAAGAAGAAGAAGAAGAAUACGUUGAGGAAAAAGAAGAAGAAGAAGAUCGGGUGAUUUCGCGGGAACUGUCUUUUUUCGUUGCUGAGGAGUAAUCACAUUCGUGUUAUCCGAAAACCUAACUUAAUACUUGACUUAAGACGGAUACUAGCUGAAGCUUGACCUCUCGUCUGCUAAGGUCAGUCAUGUUCUCCGACCUGAGCGCCCAGAAAGACGGCUCCUCUCUGCUCUGCUGCCCGGCCGGUGAGGACCAGGGGCCGGUGUUUGAGAGGGUGUGCCCGGCCUACAGCCCCUGCUCCGAGCGCUACAAAGUCGGGGACCGGAGUUUCAAUCGCCAGUAUGCUCAUAUUUACGCGGCACGACUCAUGCAGAUGAGACCCCUGCUCACAGAGAGAGCUCAGCAGAAGUGGGGAUCAGAUGUGCUUGUCAGGAAGCUGUGUGAUCUUCAGACAGGGGAGCAGUGUUGUAUUGUGGGAACCUUGUUCAAGCGCAUGGAGUUGCAGCCAUCCAUCCUGAAAGAGAUCAGUGAGGAGCACAACUUGCUGCCUCAGCCUGCACGAGCCAAAUUCAUCAGUGAAACAGAUGAGCUGAUUCUGGAAGAUGAGCUCCAGAGGAUCAAACUGGAGGGCAAAAUUGACAAAGACAAGUGUGUUACAGGUAGUGUUAUUGCAAUAUACGGAGCUGAGACGAAUGACGGAAAGUUCACAGUCGAGGACUUUUGCACAGCUGAUCUCCCUUUGCAGACAGCAAAACCUGCACUCAGCUCUGACAAGUUUGUGCUCCUGGCCUCGGGACUUGGUCUUGGCAGUAGUCAUGCCGACAGCAUGCUGGGACUACAGUUGCUCGUUGACAUGGUAACCGGUCAGCUGGGUGACCAGGGGGAGCAGAAUGGGGCAGCGACGAUAUCAAGGGUCCUAAUGGCUGGAAACCUCCUAAGCCAAAGCACCCAGGACAAGGACGCAUCAACAAAGCCCAAGUACCUCACCAAGAAGACUCAGGCUGGCAGUGUGGAAGCUAUUCGUUUGCUGGAUGAGCUGCUGCUUCAGCUGGUGGCCUCCGUCCCGGUGGAUGUAAUGCCUGGCCAGUAUGACCCCACCAAUUUCACCCUCCCACAGCAGCCUCUCCACCGCUGUAUGUUCCCCUUGUCCUCUGUGUACCCCACACUACAGCUGGCCUCCAACCCGUACCAGGCUAACAUCGACGGAGUCAGGUUUCUGGGCACAUCAGGCCAGAAUGUCUUAGACAUUGAGAAGUACAGCAGCAUGAACAGUCACCUGGAAAUACUGGAGGAGACGCUACGACUCAGACACCUAGCUCCUACGGCACCUGAUACCCUCGGUUGUUACCCAUUUUACCAAAAAGACCCAUUCAUCUUGGAAGAGUGUCCCCAUGUUUACUUCAGUGGCAAUGCCCCUUCGUUUGAGUCCAAGCGCAUCAAAGGUCCUGAUGGCCAGGAAGUGCUUUUGGUUACCGUUCCAAAGUUCAGCAGCACCCUAACGGCAUGCCUGGUCAAUUUAAGCACUCUUGACUGUGAACCGGUCAGCUUCUCAGCCUUCUCUGCCGACGAAGACGAGGAGAGUGAGAUGAACAUCAGCCACUGAGGGUUCAUAGCCACACACAACAUACUGACACUUCUCGGACACUAUGCACAUAUAUUUAGACUCAUUUUACCUCACCACAGUGUAGUUAUGUCAACAUUGGGAAAUGUUUUCUUGUAACAUAAAUCAGUGUCCUCAAAUGAUGUGCUGGGAAAAAAGAGAAGGCACGUGUUGUAUAUUAACAAGCCUUUAUUUGAAAAAUAACUCUCAUACCCCAGCUGUGUCUGAGGAAACAUUACAGAAGACUUCCUUUUCCCUUCUGACUCUGUUACCAACUUUGAACAAAUGCUCUUUAAACCUUUCGUGACGGUUCAUACUGUAAAAAAUAUUUCUGUCAUGGAUGAAGAUUGUAAAUAAUUCAACUCUGGCAAAGUAAAAAAAAAAAAAAGAAAGGUCAUGAUUUUUUUUUUUAUC
Messenger RNA from Thunnus maccoyii (southern bluefin tuna), 2194 nucleotides. It is a transcript of the gene pold2, whose product is annotated as polymerase (DNA directed), delta 2, regulatory subunit. Gene Ontology annotation, biological process: DNA replication; DNA strand elongation involved in DNA replication. Bases 368 to 1783 code for a protein of 471 amino acids. Gene Ontology annotation, molecular function: DNA binding. Gene Ontology annotation, cellular component: delta DNA polymerase complex. The transcript is spliced from 11 exons. The record is from RefSeq and is a predicted model, not a curated record. NCBI's taxonomy places the organism in Eukaryota, Metazoa, Chordata, Actinopteri, Scombriformes, Scombridae.